Trichoderma aggressivum f. europaeum is the source of this 1302-nucleotide messenger RNA. RefSeq lists its product as uncharacterized. The transcript has 2 exons. Lineage: Eukaryota; Fungi; Ascomycota; Sordariomycetes; Hypocreales; Hypocreaceae. Bases 1 to 1302 code for a protein of 433 amino acids. The record is from RefSeq and is a predicted model, not a curated record.
AUGUCUUCUCUCAUCAACAAGGUCAAGGACAAGCUCCACUCUGACAACAAGACGGAGCAGUCUGAGGGCACUCAUGGACCUCACAGCUCCCGCACCGCCAAUGCUGCCGACCCUCGCGUCGACUCUGACCGCGACCACCGCGAGAAUCUAGGCCGUCAUGAUGGCUCCUACACCUCCGGCGGAGACAACUACUCCUAUGGCGGCGAUAACACCUCCUCGGGCGUGACCGGCACUGGAGGAACUUUCGACUCCAGCAAGGGCUCUACUGGUUUUGGCUCUACCGCCGCCACUGGCCCUGCCUCCAAGACUGCCGGCACGCACAGCUCCAACAUUGCCAACAAGGCCGACCCCAGAGUAGACUCUGAUCUCGACGCCAGCCGCAACAUGGGUCUCCGAUCCAGCGGUGCCACCGCUGGAACUGAUACUGGCACGGGUACAUAUGGAAGCUCCAACACACAAUCCGAAACCACUGGCUUCGGCACCAGCACCGGCCCUGCCUCCAAGACUGCUGGAACUCACAGCUCCAACUUGGCCAACAAGGCUGACCCCAGAGUCGACUCUGACCUCGACGGCGGCCGCAACAUGGGCCUCCGAUCCAGCGGCGCUACCUACGAUGCUCCCAGUGGCAACACUGGCACGACUGGUUCUUCCGGAACCGCAAUGGGCUCUGGGAUGGGCAGCGGCAUGGGCACUGAUACCCUCACCGGCAGCGGCGCCACUGGCACCUACGGCUCAACCGGCCGUGAUACCUACGGUUCGACGGGCACUGGCACCUUGGGCUCAUCUGGCACCGGCGCCUAUGGUUCGACCGGCACUGAUACCUUUGGCUCGACUGGCACCGGCGCCUAUGGCUCGACCGGCACUGGCACUGAUACCUAUGGCUCGACCGGCACCCACACCCACGGCUCAUCCGGCCUGGGCAGCACCGGUACGGGACACCACACCAAGGACACCACUAGCAGUGCAUUCGGCGCUGGCACGGGCAGUACCGGUGGAAGCUUUGGAACUGCACGCAACCCUGGUCCAGCCCCCAACACAGCCGGCCCUCACAAGUCCGACAUGAUGAACAAGGCCGACCCCCGCGUGGACAGCGACCUCGACAACAGCAAGACCUUUAUGGGCGACAAGACUUAUUCCCAGUCGGACAGGACGACGGCCAAGGACCCCACGGAUGCUGCUCAGGUGCCCCCUUCCGUCUUGCGGAAGCACAUUGGCGAGCCGACCAUUGAGCAUGGUGAUGCCAACUACGACCGCGUGCGGCGGCACAGCGUCUCUCACCAGGAACAGCAUCGUGGGUUGUAA